Messenger RNA from Mesorhabditis belari, 5454 nucleotides. The record is from the annotation of a GenBank genome assembly. Lineage: Eukaryota; Metazoa; Nematoda; Chromadorea; Rhabditida; Rhabditidae.
AUGGGUCCAAAACGUGUUGCUGCAAGUGGUGGGCAUUCUUCUCAUUCAACUUCGAAGACUCAAAGCCAAACCUCGCAGCUCACUUUCGUCACGGAGAUCUUCGACAAGUUAAAGGGUACUUCUUUCGAAGAGCGUUACAUUCAAAUGCAAAAGAUGCUGACAGUUGAGAAGAAAUUUGAUCCAGAUAGUCUUGUUAGCAAGAUGUGCUUGAUUCGACUCUCCAUCGAGCAUGACAUGCCACUCGGGACGACAAGCAAAGAAAAAGUGAAUGCUAUAGCAGGAGAUGCUGAGCUGCAACAAGAAUUGGCUCGUGUCUUAAGCUAUGGCGUUGAAAAGCAAGGAAACGAGUUUCUAAAAGCAUUAAGAGAAAACCCAGAAGGAGAGAAAUUUGGAGAAAGAGGACCGCUUGGAACACUUGAUGAUGUAACUCAAAUGCUUUCUGGAGAUGUUGUGAUGAAAAUGGUUGGAUCGGCGAUGAAAAAGAUGUCAAAUAUCGAUCGAAUUCUACUUCUUUUCGACUUAAUCAUUCUCCGAAUUGAUCUUUCCUCAAAAUUAACAUCGCUUUUCUCGAAGACUGUGUCAGCGUUGGCAAAGGAUGAUUACCGGAAAAUGGCUUAUGAAAGGAUAUUACCUCGCAUUCUGCUCCUUCAACUCUAUCACUUUGACUCAAAUUCGUCAAAGUGUUGGAUGAGUAAAUGUUUUGAUAAAGAGACAGCGCAAACAGUGGCAAGACUUAUUGUAUUGGCUGUCGGCAAUGAGAUCAGAGACAACAUUCGAAAUAUCAACCUUGGCGAUUUCUUGGAGUACACAGGGAUUCUGAUGUGUCGACUUUUGGAGAUAGCUCAAGAUCCAGUCUAUAUGAAAGAGGAUCUUCGCACUGAACGUGAAAAAUGGUUAGCAGAAGGGAACGGAUCACCGACUCUUCUUUUAUCCAAGCUUUGCAUUGAACCUAAUGAUUCUAUGGGUGAAGAUCGAUUGUCUUGGAGUAUUUUGGGGAUCAUUCUGCACAUUCACGCGAUUUAUGGAAUGGCUGACAACAUUCUCGGUCUUCACUUACCGAAUCUCUUUGGGACAAAUGUUCGCUUGCCGCAUUACGGAGACAAAUUAGCCUCUUUAGAGAUGGAUGAUGUGAUGAUAACGAAGAUUUUAGAAAGAAUUGGUGGCCCAAAGAUGAUGCUCAACUUUGGCCAGCUCCUUCAUUUAAGUGCCGAGUUCGACUUUUCUUUGAAAAUCAUCGAUGAGUUUAUCAAUGAUUCAAAUGAGUUCACGGAUGACACCUCAAAAUGUCGUCUUUUAUUCCUUAAAAUCUACGCUUUAUUGGGAACAAAAAACUAUAAAGAGGCUAUCAAAUUCUCAAUAACUUUGUUGAAGCAGAUGCCUUUAGAAUGGAUUGAUACGGUGAAAUCGUCUCGUCACGUCGAAAUCCUUGAAAUGCAAAACGUUUUCGCAAUCGAACGAUCCGAUGGAUUCCCAUUGGGCAUCGUUCUUCUCCAAUUCGCACUUCUCGAAUAUGUCAAGAACAUGAAUUUUCAGCCAAACCAAACCGCCAUCUAUUUGCUAACAUUUUGUGAAGAGAUUCGACAAAAAUUCACAAAAAACUGGGCACCUGAUGUAAAUGGAGUGAUCAGAAGAAUUCAAGGCACUGAGAACUUAAAAAUUGUCUCUCUUUUUCUCGACUAUGCGAGGAGUGCGCAUUUUUGUAAAACUUUGAGUGCAAGUGAAUCGCUCAGUGAUGAGGAGAGGAUGAAAUUAGCGAUAAAGAGCAGAACCCGAGUGACUCCAUCUCACCAAAUCCAUCUCCUCCAUCACUUGUUAUCUCAUCAUCCAGAGAUCACUGAAAUCCUCACAAAUCCAAGCAAUCAAGUCAAUAUUGGAGAAUUGAGUGAAGAGGGAAUUAGACAAUUCAAAGAUAUCAUUACAUGGAUUGAGACAAGACCUGAUUCGGGAAGGUCCACUCCUGCUGUACAGGCAACUGAAGACGAGGAGAAUUCUCGUGGUGGAAUGACGUCAUCGACUCGUCGAAGCAAGACACCGAUGUUCUUUGAUAUCGCGAUGAAUGAUGAAAUGAUGGAAAUUGACUCAUCUUCCUCAAAUGAGACAAAUCGAGGAAAUCCUUUUCAAACGGAGCCUUUUCUGUCUGCCAAAGCUACGUGGGAUAAGUCCUUCAACGAGUAUCAUGCAUUGAAGCAAUUGUAUGGGAAAGGAAGACCAGUUACUUCUACUUCUCAAAUAACGAUUAUGGCGAAUCCGUACGAGCCCUCAGCUCGUACGGAGUCUUAUCGCGUGGCGACGUUGAAACAAGAAGAUGAGAAAGUGAAUGGACAAAAGCUUGAAACAGUUUUGGAAGCUGAUGAUAAACCAUUGAUUGAGAAGAAUAAGGAUAAAGAAGAGAAGAAAAAACGUGAGAUGGAAGAAAAAGAAAGAAAGAAAGCUGAAAAGGAAAGGAAGAAAGCGGAGAAGAAAGAUGGGAAACAAGGGAAACCGGAUUUAGAUGAUCUGAAGAAAGAAGUGAAUAUGGAUGUUCACACCGUACCCUUGGAGACUCUGAUUGAGAGAUAUUCGACUAAUCCUCAAAUUGGUCUUACUGAGUUGAAAGCCAAAGAGAUCUUUGCCCGUGAUGGCCCGAAUGCUCUCACUCCACCAAAGAAAACUCCAGAAUGGGUGAAAUUCUGCAAGAAUCUUUUUGGAGGCUUUGCUAUGCUACUCUGGAUCGGCGCUGUUCUAUGCUUUAUCGCUUACACUGUCGACUAUUUAAGUAUGGAGUACCCAUCAAAAGAUAAUUUAUAUCUGGGUAUGGUGUUGGCUGGAGUAGUGAUUAUCACUGGUGUUUUCCAAUAUUAUCAAGAGAAUAAAAGCUCAAAGAUUAUGGAUUCAUUCAAGGAUAUGGUGCCCCAGCAAGCAAUCGUUUACCGAGAUGGAACAAAGCGUCAAGUGAAAGCUGAAGAGUUGGUGCAAGGGGAUUUGGUUGAGAUAAAAGGCGGAGAUCGAGUACCGGCUGAUGUUCGAGUUAUUCAUGCACAAGGAUUCAAGGUUGAUAACUCGUCACUUACUGGUGAAUCAGAGCCUCAAUCCCGCUCAGCUGAUUGCACCAAUGAGAAUCCACUGGAAACCCGAAAUUUAGCCUUUUUCUCAACAAAUGCUGUUGAAGGAACGGCUAUGGCCAUUGUUGUGAACACUGGAGAUCGAACUGUUAUGGGACGAAUUGCACAUUUGGCUUCUGGAUUGGAAAGUGGUGAAACCCCGAUCGCUCGCGAGAUCGCCCAUUUCAUUCACAUCAUCACUGGGGUGGCCGUUUUUCUCGGUGUUUCCUUCUUCAUCAUCGCUUUUCUUCUUGGAUAUCAUUGGCUGAACGCUGUUGUUUUCCUUAUUGGAAUUAUUGUCGCCAAUGUUCCGGAAGGACUCAUUGCAACUGUUACUGUUUGUUUAACUCUGACGGCAAAGCGAAUGGCGUCGAAGAACUGUCUUGUGAAAAAUUUGGAAGCUGUCGAAACUCUUGGAUCAACAUCGACGAUUUGCUCGGACAAGACUGGUACAUUGACUCAAAACCGAAUGACGGUGGCUCAUAUGUGGUUUGAUCGCGAAAUUAUCGAAUUGGACACAACGGAGACACAAGAAACGAUCAAAGGGAAAGAUCAUCCCGCUACACAGAAAUCCCUCUUCACCGUUGCGGCUCUUUGUAAUCGAGCUGAGUUCAAGCAUGGACAAGAAGAAUCUCCAAUUCUGAAGCGAGAAUGCACUGGUGAUGCCUCGGAAAGCGCUCUUCUGAAAUGCGUUGAAAUGCAAGUGGGAAAUGUGACUGAAUGGAGAAAACGCUGCCAAAAAGUCGUUGAAAUCCCGUUCAACUCAACGAACAAGUAUCAAGUGUCGAUUCACGAGAAUGAGAACGGAGAAGGGUACUUUUUGGUGAUGAAAGGAGCACCAGAAAAGAUUGUCGAUCGUUGCUCAAAAAUUUCGAUUAAUGGAGAGGAAAAGAAUUUGGAUGCGAAGGAAAAAGCAGCCUUUAAUGAAGCUUAUUUGGAAUUGGGCGGAAUGGGCGAAAGAGUGCUUGGAUUUUGCGAUCUACAGCUCGAUCAAGAGAAAUUCCCGAGAGGCUUUGUUUUUGACACUGAAGAGAUCAAUUUUCCGUUGGAGAACUUGCGUUUCUGUGGACUAAUUUCAAUGAUCGAUCCACCGAGAGCCGCCGUCCCAGAUGCCGUCGCGAAAUGUCGAUCAGCUGGAAUCAAGGUAGUGAUGGUGACCGGCGAUCAUCCGAUCACCGCUCAAGCUAUUGCGAAAUCCGUUGGGAUAAUCAGUGAGGGAGGAACAGCCGAGGAUAUCGCUUUGAAGAAAGGGAUUCCCGUUGAUCAAGUUGAUCCAAAAGAAGUCAAAGCGAUCGUCAUUCAUGGAAGCGACUUGAGGGAAAUGACAGCCGAGCAAUUGGAUGAGAUUUUGAUAAACCAUGAUGAGAUUGUGUUCGCAAGAACUUCACCGCAACAAAAGCUGAUGAUUGUCGAGGGAUUUCAAAGACAGGGACAAAUUGUGGCUGUGACAGGAGAUGGGGUCAAUGAUUCGCCAGCACUGAAAAAAGCUGAUAUUGGAGUUGCAAUGGGAAUCGCUGGCUCGGAUGUCUCAAAACAGGCGGCUGAUAUGAUCCUUUUGGAUGACAAUUUCGCGUCGAUUGUUACCGGAGUUGAGGAAGGGAGAUUGAUUUUUGACAAUUUAAAGAAAUCGAUCGCCUACACACUUACCUCGAAUAUCCCAGAGAUUUCCCCAUUUCUCUCAUUCAUUCUCUUGGACAUUCCACUUCCAUUGGGCACAGUCACCAUUUUGUGCAUCGAUUUGGGAACGGAUUUGUGGCCAGCUAUUUCAUUAGCUUAUGAAGAACCAGAAUCGGAUAUUAUGAAGAGAAGACCGAGAGAUCCAAAACAUGACAAAUUGGUUAAUGAAAGAUUGAUUUCCCUGGCAUACGGUCAAAUCGGAAUGAUUCAAGCGUCAGCCGGCUUCUUCUCAUAUGUGGUCAUAAUGGCGGACAAUGGUUUUAUGCCAUGGGAUCUUUUAAAUCUUCGUGAGCGCUGGGAUUCGCGAGCGAUCAACAAUUUGGAGGACUCUUUUGGACAAGAAUGGACUUAUGCAAAUCGAAAAGUUCUUGAAUACACGUGUCACACAUCGUUUUUUGUCUCAAUCGUCAUCGUUCAAUGGGCUGAUUUGAUUAUCUCGAAAACGAGAAGGAACUCGUUGAUUCAACAGGGUAUGUCCAAUUGGACUCUCAACUUCGGUUUGGUGUUCGAGACGACUCUCGCCUGGUUUCUUUGCUAUUGCCCUGGCUUGGAUAAUGGCUUGAGGAUGUAUGGAUUGAGAUGGUCUUGGUGGUUUCCGGCUCUUCCUUUCUCACUUCUCAUUUUCAUCUAUGAUGAGGCUCGUCGUUUCUGUAUCCGACGAUAUCCUGGUGGUUGGGUGGAAAGGGAAACUUAUUAU